AUGAUCAUCAAGUGCGAUAAAUUAAUUCCUGCUUGUUCUAGAUGUAAACAAAAAGGCUUUAAAUGUGAAUAUAAUUAUGAAACUCCAUCUUUAAAAAAGAAAAAUGUUCGAAUGAAUCCUCUGCAUAAUAACAGUGCUAAUGAAAAUGUUAGACAAAUUAAAAAGAAUACAAUUCAGACGUAUGCUGAAAUAAUUUGUAUUGGUUCUCCUGCAUUUUCAAUGGAACAAAUGGAAGAGAUGAUAUUUAUGGAUACAAGUACACUUAUUAAUGAAAGAAAGGAUAUUUUGGCAUAUUUAUUAUCUGUUCAAGGAUUGUGUGAGCAGAGGUUUGGAUUUUUGGAUUUUUCUGAAAAAUCAAUGCAAAGAGCAAGAGAAGUGCUGAAACACGUUUAUGAUCAAAACGAAAAUCAAUAUGUGGCAUGCACCUAUAAUCAUAUGGCAUUCUAUUUUGCAGGUACAAUGGACAGGAAACGAGCUAGAUUUUAUUUGAGUUGUAGUGAAAACUUUAUUUCGGAAUUGGAUAUCUAUGCAACCCAAAGAAAUUUAUCAAAACAAGAGGCUCUACAAGAAAGGCAACAUUCUUUCGGAUCUAAUGUUGUAAUGAGUGUGAGAGAUUUUAUGAUAUUUAAAAAUGUUGUUGAAACUCUUGCAAGUCAAUCUAAUCCUCUACCAGUUUCAGAUAUUCUAGAAAAUACGUUUUAUCAAAUUGUUGGCAUUGAAAUUCCAGAAGAAUUGAAAAAAUAUGUAGAUUUCAACUUGAUCAAUAUUUAUGAUAUUAAUACAUUGGAGGAGAGAAUUAGAGGGUUUGAAGCUGUAUUCAAUAUGAUUCAUGUUUCAUUGAAACAAUCUGUUAGACCGAGUAUGUGCCAAAAAAUGCACGAAUUUGUACAAUUAUUUAUGCUCAAUGGUGUGAGAAUUUUAAAAAUCUCAAUAGCCAAUAUACCAAUACCUCUCAGUAAGGAACACGAACCCUGGAUUAAAUUACUGGAACAAAGUGCUCUCGCGCUGACUGAAGCAUCACAAACAGAUUUUUUCUCUUUCAUCUCACCUCUAAUGAUACCCUAUUAUCUUGCCAGUGCUAAUGUAAAUUUGGAGAUUCUUAAAUCAAUUGUGGAGGGUAAACGACAAAAUAAUCAACCAUUUCCAAGAGUUUACAGAUUUGGAAUUCAUGAAAUAUUUCCAGAAGAAAUUCUUACAGACACAGUUGACUAUUUUCAAGUUGUCAAGAAGGAUUUAAGAGCACUACAGGUAUUAUCCAGUCGAUACAGAUACAUUUCUGUCUAUGUGGAAAACACUGAAAAAUUAUUAAUACAAGCUGAAACUCAAUUCGAGCAUAACGUGGAAUUCACUUCUAAUUCUGAAAGUAAUUCAUUUGAUAGAACAUUCUCCUACUACAAACAAAUGAGACAAUUCCUAUUGAAAAUUAAUGAUAAGAUUGAUAAAUUCCUACCUCAAGAAGAAGAACUUUUAGAAUUUCUCAAUGAUAACGUUGAUCCUUUCCUCUGUCAGGAUAUGGACAUUUCAGAAUUUAACAGUUAUUUCCUGUAA
Naegleria gruberi is the source of this 1548-nucleotide messenger RNA. RefSeq lists its product as uncharacterized. The record is from RefSeq and is a predicted model, not a curated record. NCBI's taxonomy places the organism in Eukaryota, Heterolobosea, Eutetramitea, Acrasida, Naegleriidae. The coding region runs from base 1 to 1548 and encodes 515 amino acids. Gene Ontology annotation, molecular function: zinc ion binding; DNA-binding transcription factor activity, RNA polymerase II-specific. Gene Ontology annotation, biological process: regulation of DNA-templated transcription. The transcript has a single exon.